AUGCUCGUCUUCGGUGCUGCUCUACUUUUCUUUGGGCUCUCCAAAUGUCAAGCUGUGACGGUACCUAACCCCGACUUUCCACCCGAAUGCAGGGCUGGUGAAGCUAAUCUCUACGACCCGGCGCAGUCCAUGGAGGUACCUUGGUUCAAUGUUGAUUUGGAUGCUCCUGCAAAGGAAAGGUUUAAACACGUUGUGAGGCCGUUUAAAAACCAGAUUCAAGCCGUUUUCGACGUUUUAGGCCACUUUUUUGAGAUAAUCCCAGGAAUUCCUAUUUGGGACAUGCUUGGAGAUCUCAUGCUAAAAGUUUUUGAAGAAGGAAUGAUCAUGCAGCCGUACAAGGACGAAGUGCAAGGAAUAGCUGACGAGUUGGGAUGCAACCUAGGUCAACUUGCUUUUCUCAACAUUUUCUACGAGUUAUCUCGUUUCUGCACUUCAAUCGUUGCCCAGCCGACUGGCAACAGAGAUAUGUGGCAUGCAAGAAAUCUCGACUUCGGACAGCUUUUCGUCUGGAAUAUCGCAGCACAGUCAUGGGAUCUCACCGAUACGCUUAAAAAAGUUACCAUCAAUUUGAAUUUCAUUCGAAACGGGACCGUGCUGUUCAAGGGUACAACGCUUGCCGGACAUGUUGGUAUACUCACAGGAAUGAAACCAAAUGCCUUCUCUCUGUCGAUGAACUCCAAGGUUCAGCCGGACAUCAAAAAUAUCAUCUCAUGGUUGAACGGCGAUCAGCCUGACAUUCAAUUUGCGAUGUACUUCGAUAGAAAACUCUUCGAGGAAGCGAACACCUUUGACGAAGCCAGAAAAUUCAUCUAUGAUGUGCCAAUGCUCUCUGGAGCGUACUUUAUUCUAGGAGGCGCUAAGCCAGGGCAAGGAUCGGUGAUUGUGAGAAAUACCACAGAUGUUCAGUUUGAGCGAAAACUCUUUGAUGGAGAUAAUGACUGGUUCGUUCUGCAAACAAACUAUGACCCGGACAAGGAGCCCCUUUAUCUUGAUGAUCGUCGUGAUCCAGGAAAUGCUUGUAUGAGACAACUAGGCCAGUCUCGCGUUAAUGCUUCAGGACUUUACCAGGUACUGAAAUCUCGUCCAACUCUGAACAAAACCACCGUUCAUACGGUUAUCAUGUCGGUCACGCAGGACGUUUAUCAAACUUUUAUCCAAUCUUGUCCUAAUCCUUGCUGGGCAUUUUAG
This is a messenger RNA of Cylicocyclus nassatus, 1188 nucleotides long. NCBI's taxonomy places the organism in Eukaryota, Metazoa, Nematoda, Chromadorea, Rhabditida, Strongylidae. The record is from the annotation of a GenBank genome assembly.